AUGUCGGGAAAAAUGACAUUGUACAAAUUGGUGGUGCUGGGAGAUGGUGGUGUGGGCAAGACAGCGCUCACGAUUCAGUUGUGCUUGAAUCAUUUCGUUGAAACGUACGACCCGACAAUCGAAGACUCCUACCGAAAACAGGUGGUGAUUGAUCAGCAAUCAUGCAUGUUGGAAGUGCUAGAUACUGCGGGCCAGGAAGAGUACACGGCACUGAGAGACCAGUGGAUCCGUGACGGCGAGGGAUUCGUACUCGUCUACAGCAUUACCUCGCGGGCCUCUUUCUCUCGGAUACAGAAGUUUUACAACCAGAUCAAGAUGGUCAAGGAAUCCACCAAUUCCGGGUCACCCUCCGGCGCCAGCUACUUAGGAUCUCCAAUGCAUGCUUCUCCAGGGUCUUCGCUUCCCGUUCCGGUGAUGUUGGUUGGUAACAAAAGUGACAAAGCGGUCGAGAGGGCCGUGUCGGCACAAGAAGGACAGGCGUUGGCGAAAGAUUUGGGGUGCGAAUUUGUCGAAGCCUCUGCGAAGAAUUGUAUCAAUGUCGAAAAGGUGUUCUACGAUGUCGUUCGCAUGCUUCGGCAGCAACGUCAACAACAAGGAGGGCGAUCCCAGGAUCGGCGACCGACCGGCUUGGGCGCCAUGCGCGACCGUGAUGCUGGCCCAGAAUAUCCAAAGUCUUUCCGACCGGACCGCACACGGCAUCGCAGCUCGCUUAAGUGCACCAUCCUUUAA
Molecule: messenger RNA, 729 nt
Organism: Aspergillus tanneri
Lineage: Eukaryota; Fungi; Ascomycota; Eurotiomycetes; Eurotiales; Aspergillaceae
Gene: rasB
Product: Ras small monomeric GTPase RasB
Exons: 2
Coding region: 1-729 (242 amino acids)
Biological process (GO): signal transduction
Cellular component (GO): plasma membrane
Molecular function (GO): GDP binding; GTPase activity; GTP binding
Source: RefSeq, a predicted model, not a curated record